Molecule: messenger RNA, 1113 nt
Organism: Hordeum vulgare subsp. vulgare (domesticated barley)
Lineage: Eukaryota; Viridiplantae; Streptophyta; Magnoliopsida; Poales; Poaceae
Product: CASP-like protein 5A1
Exons: 3
Coding region: 275-811 (178 amino acids)
Cellular component (GO): membrane
Source: RefSeq, a predicted model, not a curated record
AGAGAGAGUGAAGGACCCCACGGCGUGCCGUCGCGGCUGCAGCUCCCCAGAAACUGCCGUCGCCUUUCCCCCCGGCCAAAAGCAAGGCGAACCAACGGCAACCAGCCCCUCCCCGAUCGACCCCGGCGCGUGUGGCCCGCACCGCUCGCCCCUCCUCCCCGCUCUCAUCCUCGUCGACUCCGCCCAAUCCAGUCCAAACCCUUCUUCGCCCAGCCCCCACCGGUCCCGAGGCGGGAGGAGGCUGAGCCUGUUCCGUCGGGGGGCGGGGGUCGAGAUGUUCGCGAGCAGGCCGGCGGUGCACCCGGUGGAGGCGCCGCCGCCGACGGAUCCGGUGGAGCAGCCCACGGGGGUGCUCAUGAAGGACCUGCCCGGGAUGCCCGGCACGGCCGGCGGCCUCGCGCUCCGCCUCGCGCAGUUCGCCUUCGCAGCCGUCGCGCUCGCCGUCAUGGCCUCCACCAACGACUUCCCCUCCGUCAGCGCCUUCUGCUAUCUUGUUGCAGCAACCAUAUUGCAAUGCCUGUGGAGCUUUUCGCUUGCCAUUGUCGAUAUCUAUGCAUUGCUUGUUAAGCGUUGUCUACGGAACCGCCGCGCUGUUUGCCUGUUCGCGAUUGGUGAUGGGAUCACGGCAGCACUGAUCUUCGGCGCAGCAUGCUCAUCAGCGGGCAUCACCGUCUUAAUCGACAACGAUCUGAACAUCUGUGCCGAGAACCACUGCGGAAGCUUUGAGACCGCGACGGCGAUGGCGUUCAUGAGCUGGUUCGCUCUGACACCGUCCUUCCUGCUGAACUUCUGGUCGAUGGCUUCCCGAUGAAAAACAACGAGGAAGAUAUAGCUUGACUUGGAACUGUUUUGUGCGCCCAGUUAUGGUUUAGCGGCAUCUGGAUAGAGUUGGCACAGCUAAUCGCAUUGUGAUCGGAAGCUGAUGUGCGCCUGUGGAGACACACACGUAUCUAGCACUACACCUAUGUAAAAAAGUGGAAUAGGUAAUCAAUGGCUUGUCUUGAACAUUGUGUUGCUAUGGAACUCUACUAGGAUUCUUUUGACCCCAGGCAAGCGCGUGCCCUGUAUAACGCUUUGAUGUCCUGAACCAAACUGGUUGAGUUUUGCCCUGAA